AUGUCGGAAAAGUUGAAAAUAGCGCCUCUUGUUGGUUCAAGUCUCUUGACUCUCAAACACCUAACUGCGGAUCUGAAGGGUCACGGCGGGCCGCAGGCUUCCCUGGUCAACUCAUCUUUGGCUAGGUUUAAGCUUUGGUCGGCCAGCUCAGGAGCAUCCCGGGUCCGAGGAACACGCUCCCUCGAAUACAAAGUCCGAGAUGCAUUGUCUCUCCGCAACCAUGUUAUCUCCCUACUCAAGGAUUUGUGGGAUGCCGCGGACGAAGCCCGCCGGUCCUUGACAGAUGAUUUCUCAAGCGGUCAGGAUGAAGAGCGCCCAUUUCUUGUCGUUGACGACCUGGCCCAGUACUUUUCUAAGAACAUUGGCCCGGAGAUAUCCGUUUUUGAUGAAUUCCUUGAUGAUAUCAAGCGCAUCGUUGACCGCCUUCUUCGACUCACUGUUGUAUUCAAAAAUCCUACGCCUCACGAACAGGUCUUGCCCAUGCACGCGGACAAUUUGAUCAACCAUGUGUCGCAUGUACAAAUAAAGUUUCCUGGGAUUCCAGAUUACCUAGCAGAGCGACUGGGAGGCAUGUUUUCAAAGAUCUCCAACCAUACAUCUGCUUAUCGAACAGUUGCCCCACGCCAAACAGACUUGGAGGAAUUCGAAGAACAUACUACAUCCAAACACAAAUACGAGGUAUCUCGGCAACAUUUGGACGGCCUGUUGGAACUGUGUUGCGUUCCUGAUCCCACCAAAGCCUGUGGACGAUGCAUACUUUGCAAUCAUCAACUCGCCUCAGACAAGCUUCACAUCUCACAUGUCGCCUCGCACCUUGAACAGCUUGCUCUUCAUCCUCUCCCGCUGCUAGAUUACGAUCAUGAUCAAAAUAUCGAUGGGUGCGUGGAAGUGGACAAUCAGAUUGACGAUGACAAGUCCAGUAACACCAAUGGCGAGUCCGAAGAAGAAGAAAGCGACCAAGGCCAAGUCAAUACUGAUGACAACGAUGAGUAUGCAGUCUAUGAAGAGAGUGCCGGUGGAAAGGAAGAUCCAGAAGACAUUCCAGCUCAGUCAGGCUGGAGCAUAUCUUUCAACAUAAAAAUGCUGCAGGGGUCAGCCACUACGGUUUUCAAGGCCUAUGUCGAUCCACAAAUAUCCAAGCUGCUUGUCGACAAAUGGGGUUCCUACCAUGGGCUUGUGUCUGAAGAUCUCAUUCGCAGUCAUGAAAAACAUGGUCAUCAGUUUAUUCUCAAAGAGAAGCUCGACGACCAGUAUCUAUUCGAAUACAAGGGAACUUAUGUGAGAGGCAUCGGACGAAUAAAAUGGGUAUGGUAUGAAGAUGUGCCGAGGCCCAGUGAGGAGUUGACGUUCGUACAUCUUCUCAUAUGCAGUGAUUUACCAGGCGGAAUCAACAUAAUUGUUAAGGACAAGCCGGGAGGGAAUUGCACUGUCAAGUCAGUUUCUGUAACGGAUACGAAGGCAAAAAGCCGGUUGAGAAUUAAAUCCAAAACCCUUUGGUACUGCGUAAGUUCACCGUUUAACCCCACCAACAUGUUUUCCCGUCAUCUAACGGGCUUUGAUAGUCUCAUUGCGGAUAUGGCCCCUUGCGUUAUGACCGGGACGAAUUUUGUCCAGGUUGUCAGCACCGGAGAUGUUCUGUGUGUCAAGUUACUACCAUCGACUAUGACCCUAGAAGCUACCUAA
Messenger RNA from Neurospora tetrasperma FGSC 2508, 1683 nucleotides. RefSeq lists its product as uncharacterized. The transcript has 4 exons. The record is from RefSeq and is a predicted model, not a curated record. Lineage: Eukaryota; Fungi; Ascomycota; Sordariomycetes; Sordariales; Sordariaceae. Bases 1 to 1683 code for a protein of 560 amino acids.